AUGCGCUCGCCAAACCCGCUCGAACCGUCAUUGGCGUGUCAACCCACACCUGGUGGUGGCGGCUGCUUGCCAAAGAGUCGCUUCAGCCCGGAUUUGGAGGCUGAAGAUGAGGCUGCCCCAGAUGUGUCGAGCCUUCUGCAGCUGGGCUUGAUGCCUGUGGUGGGAUUGAUCCUGCUGCCAGUGGCGCUGGCUGAGGGCUGUGGCUUGCCACUGCGGACGCCGGUGGGCUUUUUUCUGGGGCUGCAGCAGCGGGUGGAGUGGGUUGUGCUGGGCUUGCGGGUGGAGUGGGUUGUGCUGGGCUUUUUGCUGGGGCUGCAGCUGCGGGUGGAGUGGGUUGUGCUGGGCUUGCGGGUGGAGUGGGUUUUGCUGGGCUUUUUGCUGGGGCUGCAGCUGCGGGUGGAGUGGGUUGUGAUGGGCUUUUUGUUGCGACUGCAUGUGGAGUGGGCUGUGCUGGACUUGAUGCCGUUGCAGAAGGGGGGGUGGUUUGUGCCGGGCUUGAGGUUGUGA
Durusdinium trenchii is the source of this 507-nucleotide messenger RNA. The record is from the annotation of a GenBank genome assembly. Lineage: Eukaryota; Dinophyceae; Suessiales; Symbiodiniaceae.